AUGAAUGCUGUUCUCAAACAUGUGGUUUACACUAGCCAGGAACACCAUAAAAGACAGAGAGAUUACAUUGAUAUUUCAUUUCAAGACAUCUAUAAUGUCUUUAUGAAUGUUCUCAUACAAAGACAGCAUGUUCCGCGGCUAUAUGAUCCAGGACCUGGCAAUGAUAUAAAUAAUAAAGUGACGAUUGUGGCAAAGACAUUUGAACGGUACGACUGUGUCAAUGCACUGAUUUCAAGCGUUAAUAAGUUCUACCCAAACAUGACAAUAAUAAUUGCAGAUGAUUCUGAGAACAAACAAAAACUUGAAGGUAAUAAUGUGAAACAUUAUUUGAUGCCAUUUUUAGAAGGUUAUGCUGCUGGGAAGAAUUUGCUAGUAAGCCAGGUGCGCACAAAAUAUUUUUUAUGGGUCGAUGAUGAUUUUGUAUUUACGAAUCAUACAAUUUUGGAACGCUUUAUUGAGAAACUUGAAUCCCCAACAGCCGAGUUAGACUUAGUAGCUGGACAAUUAAUGAGCCCAGAGGGAAAAAUCUCAAUUUUUCUUAAUAAACAUUCCUGGGCGCAAGCCAGUUAUACAAACGAAGAAAAUGGUGGCUGUAUUUCCGAAAGCCAUGCAUCAUAUGGCACACUGAAAGAAUUUCCUAACUGCCAACUAAAGGAUAUGGUAAUUAAUUUCUUUAUGGCGAAGACAGAGGCAGUUCGAAAAGUCGGGUUUGAUUUAGAGUUUGAAAGAAUUUCUCACCGGGAUUUUUAUGUAGAUGCGUUGGGUCACUUGAGAAUAGCAUUAUGCGAUGAUGUGUUCAUUGAACACAAACAACAAAAUAGCGAACAUUAUCUCGAUUACAGAUUGAUGAAAAAUGAACAAUGUGCGAGUGCACGGUAUGCAGAACACAUAUUAUUCAAAAACAAUCUUCGUUGUAUGCAGGCUUGGAAUAAACGUUUUCGUGAGUUCGGGAAAUGCAAGACUGUCUGA
Molecule: messenger RNA, 969 nt
Organism: Saccoglossus kowalevskii
Lineage: Eukaryota; Metazoa; Hemichordata; Enteropneusta; Harrimaniidae
Product: beta-1,4 N-acetylgalactosaminyltransferase 2-like
Source: RefSeq, a predicted model, not a curated record